AGUCUUCUCCUUUUUCUUUUCAAUCCCUUUAAAUCACUUGUUUUCUUAUGGGUUAUAAUUCUUGUUAUUCAAACCUUUGAAGGAACUACUCAGUGCCACCAAAAGCUUCAGUAAAGUCAGGUUUUCUAUUGAAAAAUGAACGGAGGGGAUCCAGCAAUCAAGCUCUUUGGCCGGAAGAUUCCUCUGCCAGACACCCAAAUUCCGGUUGGGGAGAGUAGAAGUGAAACAACAAACUCAGCAACUGAGGUCUCACAUGUAAAUUCCUCUGUGGAGCAAGAUAACUGCAUUACCAUAGAUGAUGAAAGGGAAAAGGACCAGAGCACUGACCAUGUGAAUGAGGUGCAAGUAAGUUCCAAACCAAAGGAAGACCAGACAGAGAAUAAUAGUGCAGACACGGAGAAGGCAUUCAAGAAGCCAGACAAGGUUCUUCCAUGUCCACGAUGCAACAGCUUUGACACCAAGUUCUGUUACUUCAAUAACUACAAUGUCAACCAGCCUCGACAUUUCUGCAAGAAUUGCCAGAGGUAUUGGACAGCUGGUGGAACAGUGAGAAAUGUUCCUUUUGGUGCUGGACGUAGGAAGAAUAAGCUCUUAGUUUCUCAGUAUCGACAGAUGGUUGUUUCUUCUGAUGGAGUGCCAAUUACUCAGGUAGAAACCAUAGAUCCAGCUAAUCAGCAACAUCAAUCUUCUGGUGAAUCUGCAACUGCAACCCCCUUCAGGCCAUCUGCGGCAAAUGGGAUGGUUCUAAAGUUCAGCUCAGAAGUACCUCUCUGUGAAUCCAUGGAAACUGUGCUUAGCCUUGGAGACCAGAACAGAUGCAAUGAAAAGGGAAUAGUCAAUUCUGGAAAGGAACCCUCUUCACAUGGAUCUUCCAUGACAGUUUCCAGAGUACAAGGGAAUGAAUUACCUCAAAAUGCUGUGCAAAAGGAGCAAGCUGGUUUGCCAGGAUCUAAUGGGACCAAUUCACCAAAUCCACUGCAUUGCUAUCCUGUUUCUCCAUUGGUUUUUCCUUGGAAUUCAAAUAUGAACAAUAUAGCUUCCAUUGCUGCAGGCCAAGGUUCUCAGCAAACUUCUGCACCAAAUAGUAGUAAUGCCAAUCCAGUUCAGUGGUGCCCUACACCAAUGGUGGCUGUUCAUGGAUUUUGCCCACCGAAUAUUCCUUUACAGAUCGUGCCUGCUGCUUGUUGGGGUUGCAUGCCUUUGUGGUCUACCACAGCAGGAAAUAUACCUUUGACUGGUUCUAAUUGUUGCUCAUCCCCAUCGCCCUCCAAUAGCAACAGUUGCACCUCAAGCAAUGGUUCACCAACACUUGGCAAACAUUCCAGAGAAGUGAAUUAUGUGGAAGAGGAGCAGUCAGAGACGGGUGUGUUGGUUCCCAAGACACUUCGAAUUGAUGACCCAAAUGAUGCUUCAAGGAGUCCGAUAUGGACAACAUUAAGUGUCAAACCUGACCAGAAGGUUGCUGGAUCAGGAGGUAACAUUUUCAAAGCUUUUGAACAUAAAGAAAAAGGGAAAGACUGUUCAUUGGAUGGAAGCCAUAUUUUGGAAGCAAACCCUGCAGCACUUUCACGUUCUUUUACAUUCCAAGAGAGCACAUGAAUGUCUUUAGAAUUAUUUGGUGUGGAAAUCUUCUUGUUAUAGUCUCUAUGCAUAUUGAAAGCACUUAUUUUCCUGCGUAGAGAAUAUUACUACAGUUCUUGAUUGCUGUACAUCAGUGGAAUCUGUGGUUCUGCUUUGCUCCGAACACAGAAACAAUGAGUUCAUUUGAAGCAAAAGCUGCUGAGACAAUGGCCAGGGAUCCUCAACAUUGCUACUCACCUUUGAGCUCUGUAAAUAGAAGACAGCAAAUGAGCGACUGUUCAUCAUGAUAGGCGACCUACUUUCAUGUUUCAACUGAUAAACUUGCAUGUCUCUUUUUCAGUAAUUUUCCAAGUAACAAAGAGAUCAGGAGAUGAUCCUCUACUUCCUAUAAAUUUUAAAAUGGGGU
Molecule: messenger RNA, 1987 nt
Organism: Rubroshorea leprosula
Lineage: Eukaryota; Viridiplantae; Streptophyta; Magnoliopsida; Malvales; Dipterocarpaceae
Source: the annotation of a GenBank genome assembly